ACUCGACUGAGUUGAACCCACCGGAAACAGCUGAGAGUUUAACGGAGACCGAACCAAGACCAGGACCCAGAGUGGAGGGCCGUAGCAGUCUGACUGGACCUGGAUAUACACGGGAUACGACAGACACCGGGUCCGGGUCUAAACCGAGAGACAGAAACCCGAAAGAACCCUGGAACCUCGAGCUUCACGGAGAUUGGUGUGGAUACUGACUCCUGGAUGGACUUCCUGUCUCUGGUCCUCAUCAGAGUCUGGACUUGAUGGAUCUCAAAACAUUCUGAUCAUCUGUCUGCACGAGAAGCUCAGUUGAGUCAUGAAGUUCAGGUCUGAAUCCUGGCAGGAGUCUGAAGUCCUGUUGGACUAGACUAAUAGCAGUGUUUCUUAGACUCUCUGAAGAUCAGGAUUAUGGGACCCCCAGUCGUUCAGGGUGCUCCUGCUGUACCUAAGAUGGGGGUCCGGGCCCGGAUGUCUGACUGGUCUCAGAGGAGGGACAAUCAGGACAGUCUGGAACCAGGCGUCCUAAGCCAAACUCCCCACUUCAACAAGAGCCUGGACCCACAGACCAGAUCAGAGCCCACAUUCCCAUUCUGUGACCUCCUGAGUCCUUCCACCAGCAGGAGUUUUUUGAGGAUGAAGAGAAGCAACAGUGAAGUGACAAUUAGUGACUUCGGAGCUGAAGAUGUGGAUCCUGCUGCCAUCAACCCAAACACGGGAGCAAGUCUGAGGCGAAAGUACGGCAGCACUUCGACGCUGGACCGGCAAAGUUUGUCGCAAUUCAUGGAGAAUCCGUCAUGGAGGGUGGAGCAGCAGGAGCCCAGCGCACCACCACCGCUUCCUGAACCUCCCCAGCACCAUGCCAUGCUGUCACCCAGUCUGCAGACUGCUGCUCGGAUCUCUUGUGGGGACAUCAUCUAUGUACCCAACUAUGUGAACAGUCCAGUUUAUGUGUCACAUGUUCAGAAAACAAAGCCAGAGACAUCAAUCCUCAGCAGACUGAGGAAUCAGAAGACCAACAGGGACAUCACAUCCAUUGUGACCUCUCACAAAUGUUUCUCUCAUUAUGAUGUUCAGAGUGUCCUCUUCAACUUCAGCAAUUGCUCUAUCCCUCGGCCAGACCUCCAGCACAGAGGGAAGGCCUACACCCCUGCCUCGAUGGUGUCACACUCCACAGACUCAAAUGAUUGUGAAGUUCGAGGUGACCUGUUGGAUGGUUUAAGCCAUGAUGAAGAUGAAAAGAACAGCUUUCUGGUUUGCAGCUCUCCGUUAUUUCGUAAUGAGAUUGGAGGGGAGACGGAGAGGAGGCUGGGCCUGACUCGGGCCAACAUCUCCACCUGCAAUGCUGCAGCAGAUGCAUCCUUCAGCGAGCCGCCGCUCAGCAGCCGCCACACCAACGCAAGCAUCUCAGUCUUGGAGUUCAACAGAGAAACUCAGGUGUUCCACCAAAACCUGAUGAAUAACCAUGGCAUCGAACACAUUGACCUCGGAGCCAAAUACUACCUGAAAUACUUCUACAACCAAGAUCACCAGAAUUAUUUUGGCAUUGAUAAGAACUUUGGUCCGGUGUCUCUGAGCAUCCAGAGAGAGAAACUGGAGGAGAGGAAGGGCGAGACACAGUACAACUACAGGAUGAUCCUCAGGACCAGUCAGCUGUCCACCCUGAGAGGAUCCAUCGUGGAGGACUCUGUCCCAUCUUCAUCCAAACAUGGGACCAGUCGAGGUCUUCCACUGAAAGAUGUUCUGGAAUUUGUGGUUCCUGAAUUCAACAUCCAGAGUCUAAGACUUGCUACCAGUUCACCCAGAGUCCCUGAACUGCUACUGCAGCUGGAUCAGCAGGAGCUGAGCUUCCAGCACAAAGUGGGCGUGUUGUUCUGCCGGGCCGGUCAGUCCACCGAGGAGGACAUGUACAACAAUGAGUCUGGCAGUCCCGCUCUGGACCAGUUUCUGGACCUUCUGGGUCACAGAGUUCCACUGAAAGAUGCCACCGGUGACUCAGCAAGAGGUCAGGCAGUUUUCACAACGUUCAAAGAGAUCGAGCUGAUGUUCCACGUUUCCACGCUGCUGCCAUUCACGGCGAAUGACCCUGAGCAGCUUCUGCGUAAACGUUUUAUCAGGAACAACAUCGUCACAGUAAUCUUCCAGGAGCCUGAUGCUCCACCCUUCAGUCCCCAGAACAUCCACUCACAUUUCCAAUAUGUCUUCAUCAUCGUUCGAGUCCACCGACCCUGCAGCCAGCAUACCUGUUACAGUGUUGCAGUGUCCAGGCGUAGAGACGUCCCAUCCUUUGGUCCCUUGAUCCCACCAGGUUGGAUAUUUCCUGCCUCCCCUGCCUUCAGAAACUUCCUGCUCAUGAAGAUCAUUAAUGCUGAAAAUGCCGUACGCAAGUCAGAGACCUUUAUCACCAUGGCAACACAAUGCAGACAGGAGCACCUGAAGGAACUGGUAGAGAACUUUUCCACAUCAACACCGGCGGACUCAUCAUCUUCCAUCAAGCUGAGCUUCAUCUCUCUGGGCGGGAAGAAAAAAGAGCGCAGCACACCACGGCCACACGCUUACCUGCACAGCGCCGGGGCUCUCGCCUGGAGUGUGACAGCUAAAGACUUCGACAUGCCCUGCCAGCUCGCCAUCUCCAAUACGCUGGUGGUGCUUAUAGAGGAAGCGAGCAGACAGGUGGCGUUCCACUGUUACUGCAGAGAUGUGAUUGGCUGGAGCACCGGCCACAAAGGCGUUAAACUUUUCUACGAAUAUGGAGAUUGCGUGAUGUUUUCAACACUGGAGAGAGGCUGGGAGACUAUCCGAGAGAUCACCCAGAGACUACAGCUGGUGACUCAUGGUGGUCCUGCUGCGGACAUGACUCUGAGGAGGAACCAUCACGGUCAGCUUGGUUUUCACGUUAACUUUGAAGGAGUGGUGGCAGAAGUUGAGACCGACAGUUUUGCCUGGAAGGAGGGUCUCCGCCCUGGCUGUAGGCUAAUGGAGAUCUGUGGAGUCGCCAUAGUAACGCUUUCUCAUGAGCAGAUAAUUGACCUCCUGAGGACAUCGACGACAGUGAGCGUGGUCGUUAUUCUGCCGCACAGAGACGGGACGCCACACAGGAGUUUCUCAGAAAUUUACAGAGUCCCACGAUAUGAGUACAAAUUGGACUCCGACGUCACUUCCUACCCCUUCAGAGUGACCCCACCCACCUGGCACAAAGUGUUGGAAACUCCGCCCACUCAGCCCAUCACAGGUGAACCAGAACAGCAGCUGAGACAGAUUAAACAGAGCUCCUCCUGUGACAUGAAUGAAGGAUCCAGGUCACCGAGCAAACACUCGACUUCCAGUGACCCCGGACCACCUUUGACCCCACAGACCCACUCCCACUCCAGAGCUCUUCCUGAUUGGUCGAUCAGCUCUGAUGAAAGCUCACUUGAGAGGAUCAGGAAGUCUGAAGAGGCCAGUUACCUUCAUCAUCAUCCUCAUCAUGUGACAAAGGCCCUCAGGGUGUUUCAGCCCAGUCUGAUGGAUGCUGCAAACACGUUGUCCAGCAGCAGCAGUGAGGGCAGACACUCCGACCACCAUCUCACUGACAUCAAGGUGGCUUCGAUGGACAGUGGAAUUGACUCCACCCUCUGCACAUCAUCAGCCCUACCUGCUGUUGCUGGGGCAACACUGGUCCUGAAAGAUAUCCAGGGAGGCAAAUGGACAACCUCAGCUGGUCACAUGACCAACCAGAGUGAGACCUGCUCUCUGUCCAGUGACUCUCAUGGAUCCACAAACUGGUCUGAAGACAGGUACAAGAGAAGUUCCUCUGCUAACUCACCUGCGGCCUUCAUCACCUGUAGAGAAGGCUCCACCAAGGAUGCAGGGCUUACUCAAGAGGGGGAAGGGCUGAAGAGAUGCAGUAGACUCAGCUGUGCUCCAGUCACAGAUGUCAGCAUGAAGCAAUCUGAUGUCACUACACCUGAGAAGCCUAUCAGAGUCUCUGGUGUCCAGCCGCCAUCUCCAUGGAAAUCUCUGACACGCACAAUGUCGCAUGACAUGUUGUACAGGACUUUGUUUCACAGCUCUCAGCUGAUGUCAGACCUGCUGCUGCCACAUCACCACAGCACGCUGCCGCUGAGGAGACCGCCACUGCCGCUACAAAGGAGUGUACACUUUUACUCUGACAGCCUAUUGGCUCUGAGGUGCAACAUGGCUGAAGAUGAACACGUGCCCCUCCCCCAAGCCUCAUCACAGCUAGACUGGUAUCACCUGGAUGGCACUCGAGCUUUCAAAGCAGCAGAUGUCGAUGUCAAUCAGAUGCAUCGCACAGUGGAAGUGACAUCACAGAGCUCCGUUCUGGAGGGCAGUGACACUGCAGACGGCUCCCUGUCAGGUAAAGUUCUCCGGCUGGAGGAGAUUCUUCAUCAGCUGCAGCUCGACCUGCUGAAGGAACAGCAGGAUAAAGCUGCGCUGCAGCAGCAGGUACUGAGCCUCCGUCAGGAAAACCGCCGUCUGCAGGAGGAGAGCCAAAGCGCCGCCGAGCACAUCAGGAGGUUCACCACAUGGAUGCUGCGCAGGGAUUCGUUACCAUAGUGGCACCAUGAGGAUUCAUUCUGACCAUUCAGAGAGCACGAUUAUAUGACCUGCAGCAGAUCGUGAUGACGAGAAUCGAUAAAUGGAUUGCCAUAAAGCAGCGGGAUGGAUGAAGAUGAGGAUGACUCAGAUUCACUGAUUGAUCAAUGAUUAAACUGCAGACACGCUGACCUCAGUGGUUUGCACUCUCUGUCAGUCCUCCUUUGUUCUCUGGAUGUGGGCGGAGCCUCAGGGUGAUAGAUGAACUAACUGCUGAUUCUUUGUAUUUGUUUUCACAAAGAAAAAUGGAAACCUUUGAACUCUGAGAACGACACCAACAAAGAAGAAAAUGUCUCUUCCUGUGUCUUCCUGUCCUUCAGACCAAAGCAAAGGACGACCGCAUCAUCUCAGCAGCAGUUUGUGAAUCAUCAUUCGCGUCCUGUCAGGAAGUGGAUGAUGAUGAUGAUGAUGAUGAUGAUGAUGAUGAUGAUGAUGAUGAUGAUGAUGAGCUUUUACUAAACAUCUCAGCUCGAGAUGUUUAAAGAAAUGUUUUCUGUUCAGAUUAAAUUUCUGCCUCAGUUCUUCAAAGGACGUGAGAACAUCAGUGUGGAUCAUACAGAUGUUUUAUUCAAAAUGAAUAACGCUGACAGGUUCUAUACGUGCAUUUUUAAAACACUUUGAGUCAUUCUUUCAUUUUCACUGAAAUCUGCUUCCUGCUGUUACAUAUCAUUUCUUUCUGUUGGCUAAAAGGGAAAGCCAUCUGCGCCAACCAGUUGGGGGUGAGGGGGGAGAGACAGGACAAAAGAUACUAUGUAGGAGAGCCAGAGAUUAAAAACUAAUGACUAAAAACUAAUGAUUACAUUUUGUAUAAACUACUCAGAUGUGAUUAAUAUAAUUAGAGCAGCAUUCACAGACUGUGGAAGGUUCUCAUUUGGAAGCAUUCCCAUCAGUCAGGAUGAUCAUUUCAUUUUACAUUUUUUAUACAAAACAAUCAGAAGUGGAACAUUUUAAAGGGUUAGAGUAUGAAGUCGUUACAUCAGAAAAUCUGACAAGGUUUCUGGAUCAAACUGUCGUUUUUUGUUUUUUUUUUACCUGAGCUCUGACACUGAAAUAACCACUCACUAAAUGUGUUCCUCCAAAACCAGAUAGAAUAAAAUACUGUGAAGAGUAAACGUCUUUAGGUUCAUCUUUUUUUUUCCUCUCUCUCUCAUUGGGUCAAACUGAAGCAGCUUGAGGAGGAUCUGGUUCUGCAUGCUGGAGCGGUGUGGUUC
Molecule: messenger RNA, 5801 nt
Organism: Archocentrus centrarchus (flier cichlid)
Lineage: Eukaryota; Metazoa; Chordata; Actinopteri; Cichliformes; Cichlidae
Product: signal-induced proliferation-associated 1-like protein 2
Exons: 20
Coding region: 403-4551 (1382 amino acids)
Biological process (GO): regulation of small GTPase mediated signal transduction
Cellular component (GO): cytoplasm
Molecular function (GO): protein binding; GTPase activator activity
Source: RefSeq, a predicted model, not a curated record